This is a messenger RNA of Polistes canadensis, 5651 nucleotides long. RefSeq lists its product as uncharacterized. Gene Ontology annotation, biological process: vesicle-mediated transport. The coding region runs from base 620 to 3208 and encodes 862 amino acids. Lineage: Eukaryota; Metazoa; Arthropoda; Insecta; Hymenoptera; Vespidae. The record is from RefSeq and is a predicted model, not a curated record. The transcript has 9 exons.
AUUUUUCAAUUCGAUACUAUUACCAACAAUAAGAAAGUAAAAAUGUGAGAAAUAAUGCACACGAAAUAACGCUAUGCAAACGGAAACGUUUCUAACGCUUCGUUGUUUAGUAAAUGACUUUCUUGUCCCUUUCAGUUUCUUUAAGAGAAUCAUUAAUUAUAUUAAUACGAGAGUAUGGAAAUGAAUGUAUUCUUCGAUAUUCUUCGAUAUCAAUUGCGUCAAUGUUUUCUUUCUUAUUCGAGAAUAAAUUCUUAUCUUCCACCUGUUCACACCUACGUGAACUACGCGAUUAGUUUAGCGAAGAAUUGCCAUCAUUUGCCACGAUCCAACCAGAGAAUCGUUUGGCAUGGCGGCAAAGAACCUGUUCUGUUUAGUUCACUUCAACUUAUUGUUAGAAUAAGUAGUGACUAUCAUGACUGGUUUUUUCACUUACGUAACUUAUUCCUAUCAAAGUGAAUAUUUUCUAUGAAUCGUAUCAGCCUGAGUCGUGACGAAUUUGGUCAAGAUUCGAAUAAAGAUUAACGCCAAAGUCGAAUAGAAACGUGAAAAGAAGUGUAGGAUAUUAGUUUGGCAGAGAGAGUUACGAUCAAAUCGGCCGAACGAAACAUAAACAAUCACCAUGGCAAAGGAAAUGAUGAUAGUAUUCGUUUUUGACACAUCAAGAUGUUGCAAAGAAGAAGAUGAUCCUGGAGAAGCAGUUAUGUACUUUCAUCCGGCAUGGGUAUCACCUACCCAAAGACUCGCUUUAGCAGGCCAAUUAAUGGGUAUUAAUCAAUUCUUAGCAACAUCAUUUUCUCCACCACAUUCAGUUUGCCUACAAGGUGGAAAAUUUGUCUUUAAAAAAUUUGGCCAAUAUAUAUUGGCAGUAGGAACGGACAGGAAUAUACAUGAUUGGGUUUUAGAAAGAAGAGCAAAUACUUUGGAAUCAAUAUUGACGUUUUUUCACUGUGAUCUCGUAAAAAUAUCCGAAUCUUUCAACAACGAUAGAAACAAAUUUACUGAGAAGCUAUAUCAAAUGUUUGAAACUUAUUUACCAAUUCUUCAAUACAGUGCCAAUUUAUUUUCUAAUAUCCCUGUUAUUAAACUUCCAAAGAGUGCCAGUAAUAUAUUUUUGGAAGCAAUACAAAUUUUACAAUAUUGCCAAGAGACUAAUGGAAUAAUGGGUGGUGCUCUAUUUUACAAUAACAAGGUAGUUGCUACACAAUUAAGCGCAGAUUUAACUAAGCAAAUAGUUAUAAUGGAUCCAUAUAGAAUAAAGGCGCCUGCAGAGAGAGUAGAUACAGAAUUUCAUUUGCCUGUAGGAGUUCAGUUGCUACGAGUAUAUAUAAAAGAAAAGCAAUAUACUGAAUUAGUGCAGGAAGCAAAUAACGAACGUUACUUAAAUUCGUAUGUGGAUUCUAUGGCACAGAAAUUGUCUUCUCAGAAAAAGAGCAUGCGUAAGAACAGUAUGAAAGAACCACAUAUGUCUGGAACAAAACGCGACAUGUCACGAAUUUUUACGGUACCUGAAGAAGGAGAGUUAGAACCAAUGCACUGCAAUAAUGGUACGACCAAUAUUUCUUCUCUUCCUAUCACUGUAUAUAGUUCACCGGUGAAGUGUAAGCAAGAGUAUAAAAUAGAAUCUAAUGAAUAUACGAAUCCACAAACACCAAGCGUAUGUUCUACGCCUCUGAAAGAUGUAAAUAGAGUGCUACACGGAUCAGCUGUUCUAAUAUGCAGUAUGAACGAUAGUGCUGAUAUUUCGAAAGAAAAACAAGAAAAAGAAUUGAAAGAAAUAAAAGAAAAUAUGGAUGACAUUCCAGAUGUGGUCAAAGAAGCGCUUCGUUGUAAACAUUUAAACAAACUAAAAAAUCCUUCUGCCAGAAGAAAAUCAUGGAGAAGCAAAGACCCAAUAAAAAAAAGUUUAAGCACAUCCGAUCUAGAAAUUUCUUUGGAUAAGAUUUCGUCUGACAUUCCACUUAGAACAUAUACAUUAGGAUUACCAAAUUUAAAUAAAAAUUUGCAUGUUAAUUGCGACAUGGAUAUGUUAACUAGUAAAUUAUUGCCAGAAAAAAACACUUUCCAUACGAUAACUGAUCCGUGUUAUCCAGUAUUUCGUUCUGACGGAUUACCUGUUUCGCAAGCAUUAUACGAACAAUACAUAGCUUCACAUUAUGAGGAACUUCAAGAUGAUAGCGCCACAAUAAAUGAUUACAUAGACAAUCGUUUUCUUUGUUUACCCGAUUCAUUAGAAUCAUCGAAUAAAGUAUCUAAGGCAUACAAUGAAAAUGCUAGCAGAGAUCUAAAGAAAGAUGAAAUUGCUGCACCUUGUGAUGCAAAAGUUGAUAACAAAAGUAAACAAGAAUCUAAUAGAAAAGGUAUGAGUUUACCUUUGAAACCGCUAAAUAUUUUGGAUAAUGAUGAUAAAUGUAAAUCAGAAUCCGAAUGUAAUAACGAAUACAAUUUUUUGCAAAAAAGAAAAUUAGAAGGAUUGCAAUUAACACCUCUUAUGUCUAAAUUGACCUUACUUGCCGAUGAGCGUACCAGUGGUUUUUGCAGCAAAGAAACAACACCUAGCGAAUUUCGUGAUAUAUUUGGAUUUUCUUCUACAACAAAUCAGUUAGUGAAACAGAAAUUAGAAGCGGUAAGUAAGGAAACGGAUAAAGAGAAUGAAAGUAAAUCUGAUGAAAGUGAAUGCGUCGGUGCUACUAAAGAUGAAAGUAAUAUAGUACAAAUAGAAUUGUUCCUUUGUGGACAUCAAAAUAUGGUAUUGGUUUUAUUAAUGGAAAAUGGAACUGCUAACAAUCCAGACUUGAUACAUUCUCUUUGGCAGACUUGUAUAAAAACACUUGGCGGACUCGAACUUCAAUUACAACAAUGUUUAGAUCCACUUCCGUCAAACGAAAAUAAAGAAUUAUAUAGUAUUUUAAGCGUCGAUGCAGAAUGGGAUACGAUUAAUCGUUCUGGACUUUGGGGUGUCACAGAAUUGGACAUGGUAUCGUGUCUUCACGAUAGAUUCAGACAAGCCAGUAACCUUACCGAUGUUAUCGUUCGGACCGAAGAUGCCGUCGUUUAUGGUAAUCAAUGUGGACAGAUAGAGGUGUUUUAUCAACAAGCGGUAGCUCCAAAUAUAUCAGGAGGCCUUCCAACGCCGGCAGAUCUAAUGGGAACUAUAUCUUUGAAAGCCAAACGUAGACUUGAAAGAGACCAUGGAAUCGUAUUACUUUAAACUUUCGUUUUUUUAGUAAAUUAAUGAUUAUCUAUUUAUUGACAUUAAAUAGAACUCUCUAAAUUGAUUUUAUUAGACAUUGUGAGUAAAUUCAUCUGUCGAGUUAUUAACAUAUCCGAAACCUAGCUUAUUCAUAUGGAAAUCUAACGAGUGAUCUGAUCUAUAAUAAUAUUAUCGUUGCAUAUUCAUAAUUAUGUACAGGCCAUGAUAUAAUAUUUUGUGGGAAAAAAGAAAAUGAAAGAAAAAAAAGCCGAAUAACCAAUUAACAGUAAUAUAUCUUGCUUAGAAAAAGUACUUAAAUAUUUUUAAUUGAUAAAAAUGAUGAAAAAUAUUUUCGGACAUACAUAAACUUUAAGUAGAUAUUUUUUAAAUCGAAUUUUUAUAAUUCAAAGUAUUCUUUAAGCUUUAAUUUUGACCACUUAGCAUACGAUUCUUAUUUUUAUGACUAUGGUAUCUUAAUCUUAUUUGUAUAUUUAAGUGAUUUUAUUUUCUUUUUUUUUUUUUAAGAAAAAUGAAAACCUUAACUAAUUAACAUUAUCCUUAAGCAUAAUAUUUGUUCUCACAAUUUGAUACUGUUUGGAUAAUGUCAUUUUCUUACUGAGAUAAAAGUUUGAUAUCAUUCACCAGCAGUAUUUGAUAAUUGAACUGCUACGAAACAUUAUUUUCUCAAGCAUAACAGAUACUAUAUUUUGAUACAUAUAAAUAAUGUGAUUUAUACCCAUAAUUGUUAACACAUUCAAUAAUAUAACUAUGAAAGAGAGUUUGUCGAAAAUGUAACGAAAAAGAGAAGUAAAUAUAAAAGUGUCCUUAUAUCUCAGUUUCUACAAAAAAAAUCAUUUAUGAGUCUAUCAGCUACUUUCUUAAGCUUUUAUCUGUCAAACUGAAAUAAGUAAUGCUUACAUAAACAACGAUAACUAAUAUAAUAUGUUAAUAGAACUUGUAAUACCAUUUUGAAAACUGACAAUGAGUUUAAUUCACUUUUACAAGUUAUUUCAAGUUACAAGUUAUUUCAGUAUGUAUGCGUACAUUCUAUAUGUAUACAUAACAAACAAUCAUAGGAGGUAUUUAUUCUUUAAGUAGUCAAAUAAUAUCACUCCAGAAUUACAUCUAAUAUCAUUCAUUUGUACUCAUAACUGCAAUAUAUGUAGAUUUUAAAACUGAUGUAUACAAAAUAUUCAAGAAUUCAAGAUAUUAAAUGAAGGUUAAUAUAGGAACAUAUAAUAAGAAUGAUAUCAUGACUUAUUCUUGCGUGCUAUUACUUCUCAGCAUAUUACUUUACAGUAAUAUUCUCAUCGUUGGAUCGUUAUGUUAUUUUAGAACAUACAAAAUAUAUUAUUUUAUUAUUUACAUGUGGUUAAGUUGAACCUGAUGGUUGAUUCGUGUAACAUAUUUUUUAUAAUUUAUGUAAUAGAUUAUAAUAACGAUAAUAACAUACAAAAUCUUGUAUAACAAUGUACUUAUGUUAUUUAUACAUAUGUUUAGUUCUUUUAUUCCAAUUAAUGUCUAUUAUAUAUGUAUAAACAUGGAUGUAUAAGAAGGUUCGCUCUUUUAUUAGAGAUACAUUGUACGUAGCACCGAUAAUUACACUAACAAAUCUUAAUUAGUCGUAGAUUUUGAUGAUAGGAAACUAAUUGUAUCGUACUUGAAAAAACUCAAUUGUAGAUAUUCUGAAUUAAGUUGUGAUCAUUUACCGAUAGUACUUAAAACAUGCUUUUUGUAAUUUUAACCGUCGCAUAGUCUAGUCCUUUGAAUGACUUUUUAUAAAAUGAAAUAUAAUCCUGCUUGCCAAAUAAUCUGCAUUAUAUCAUGGAUAACCAGACAUUUAUAAUUAUUUAUUCAUUUAUGUUCUAAUUUAGUCAAGUAAUUGAAAAACAAUGGUCAAGAAAUAGUCUCAAAGAGGUCUAUUUGAUAGCUUCAUUUCGCGCGAAAGGCGAUUCAAAAUUUGGCGGGAUUAAUGAGAGAUGUUACGUCAGAAAAAGGCGUUGCGGUCGCUUAGAAAAACUAAUCUCGAAGCAGCCAAUCAACGAGCAGCGUAUUAAUGCGCAAAGGCAAAGAAAACCGCGAUCUCGCCGCCUGUCAGUCAGUAAUGAGAAACGAAUGCUCUGUCAAAAUACUUACGAGCGUCGCUGGAUUUUUCGCGAGCGAACAUAUAUAGCGAAUAGACAUAUAAGUGCGUAAUUUCUAAUCUUCAUUUCUUGAGAAAGACUUGUCACACGCGAUAAGUAUGAUCGAAAGCGAGUUUUGACGUUAAAAAACUCGCGUAGUACCACCGCAUAUAUCGCUACAAGAAGAAUUAUCGUGUCCUAUAAUAAAUCUCAUGUUCCUUCUUACCACCCAGAAAACAGUGAGGGCGCUUGUUAGCAUUUUCUGCUAAAUAUAUUAGGCGAGAUUUAGAGAAGGAAAGGGAAAGAGGGAAAGAGAAAGAGAGAAAAAGAAAAAAAGA